Penicillium chermesinum is the source of this 1590-nucleotide messenger RNA. RefSeq names its product MFS transporter ACS family allantoate permease. Gene Ontology annotation, biological process: transmembrane transport. Gene Ontology annotation, molecular function: transmembrane transporter activity. NCBI's taxonomy places the organism in Eukaryota, Fungi, Ascomycota, Eurotiomycetes, Eurotiales, Aspergillaceae. The transcript is spliced from 13 exons. Gene Ontology annotation, cellular component: membrane. The record is from RefSeq and is a predicted model, not a curated record. The coding region runs from base 1 to 1590 and encodes 529 amino acids.
AUGGAAGCCUUCGAAAUCUCGGUGGUCCACACGUACCUGGACUUCGGGUGGUUUGGCUCGGCGAUUCCCCUCCACAUGGCGGAAUUAUCAGUUAUUCAGGCAAGUAUAGAGGACCCUAUUCCCAUAAAGACGAUCCUUACGGCGGAGGGAGACAUCGCGCUACAAUUUACUAGAGAGGUAACCGAUGUGAGCGCCGACCUCAUCAAUCGGGUUCGAUGGAAGAUUGAUCUUUGUAUCUUGCCAUUGCUUGCUCUCACAACGCUGUUGCAAUUCCUGGAUAAGUCAACCCUGAGUUAUGCGGGAAUCUUCGGUAUCAUCGAUGACUUGGACCUGAAAGGGGACGAGUACUCUUGGUUGGCGAGUAUCUUUUACUUUGUGCAGCCACUUGGAAGCUUCUUGCUGCAGAAGUUCACACCGGCCAAGUGCCUGUCCGCUACUGUGUUUCUCUGGGGCGUCAUUCUAUUUAUGCAUGUUGUAUGCAAGAACUGGUCUGGCCUGAUGGCUGUUCGAUUUUUCCUCGGAAUGGCUGAGGGAAUUGUCACCCCCGCAUUCAUGCUGAUCAGCACCGGCUGGUACGCUCGUCGAGACCAGCCACUUCGAAUGGGUGUCUGGUUCUCCUUCAACGGUCUGGCCCAAAUCGUCGGUGGUUUGCUCUCCUACGGACUGGGGCAUAUUCAUGUGAACAAUAUCGCGCCCUGGAAAUGGAUGUUCAUCGUGACAGCCGCGCUGUCGAUCAUCUGGUCGAUCGUGCUUUUUUUGAUGUUGCCUGAUUCUCAGUUGACAGCGUGGUUCUUGAAGGACAAUGCCGAGAAACAUGCGGCUAUUGAGAUGAUUCGCGAGAAUAACACUGGAAUCCACAGUAGGAAGUUCAAGAAAGAGCAGCUGGUGGAAGCACUGUUGGACCCCAUGACCUGGAUGUUGUUCUUCAUGGCCCUCGUCUGGAACAUUCCAAAUUCCAUCGCGACGUUUGGAAACCUCCUCGUGAAAGACUUUGGAUACUCUACUCUUGAAACAACCUUGCUCGGAAUGCCGGCGGGAGCUUUUGAAUUCAUUCUUAUGCUGAUUAUUACCUACGUGUGUAUCUCAUUUGCCAAUACUCGUGUGUACUGCAUGACAGCGGCCUUGGUUCUUGCCUUGGUAGGAUCCAUCCUAGUCUAUGCAGCACCGUACCAUAACAAAGCUGCUCUCCUUGCAGGCUACUACUUGAUUUAUGCCUUCCCAACUGGUUAUAUCCUUCUUCUAUCAAUGGCUUCUGCCAAUAUCGCGGGUCACACGAAAAAGGUUACUGUCAAUUCUAUCAUCAUGAUCGGAUAUUGUGUCGGAAAUAUCGCUGGGCCUCAAUUCUGGAAAACCGAACAAGCACCUCGAUACGGCCUUGGAGUUGGAUCUUGUCUCGUGUCAUUUGUUAUACUCAUCGUGUUGGUUUUGAUAAUGAGAAUCUAUCUCCAUGUGUUGAACAAGAGACGUCAGUCCGACCAGCCAAUGUCAGAGGCUGCUAUUGAGAAUGUGGAGUUCUUUGAUUUGACAGACAAGAUCAACCCUACCUUUGUGUCGGAAAUCCACUGGCAAGCCCAACUACAGCUAAUUUAA